AUGAAUAAUGAUGAUCGUAUUUCUCAUUUAAAUAAUUCAUCAUCAUAUAAACCGACAAACAUACAAAACAUUUCAUAUUUAUUAACAUCUAUUUCGAAAAAUAAACAGGAUUCUAAUUUAUCGAAUCCAUUAAACAAAAAUCGUAGAAAAUCAAUUAUUCCUUCAUCACAUUUACCGAUCAAAGUAUCUAAAUCAUUCCAAAUGGAUAUCGAACAAGAUAAUUUAUCAAAUAAAGACUGUUCAUCAAUUGAAACUGAAAAACAAACUCAAUCCAAUAGUAAUUCAUUCGUAACGACAACAAUGAACAACAAUAUUGAUAACAAAGAUUUAUUACCAAAAGAUAUGGUAGAAAAUGACACUAGUCGUGAAGAAAAUGAAGCUGAAAAUAAUUUUGAUUCAUUUAUUCUUGAACAUUUUACACGAUUUUCCGGUGAACAAGAUGUUACAGCUUGGUUGGAUGAAACUGAAGACAAAUUUAAUCGAUUACGAAUUUCAAGGAACUUACGUUUCCAGGCGAUUCCAUUAUUAGUUGAACGCCAAGCAACCCGACUUUAUGUAAGAAAUGAACACAAUAUCCGAUCAUUUACCGAUUUUCAGAAAUUUUUGUUACUACAUUUCGACAAAGAAGAUAUCCAAUCAACAAUUCACAAUCAACAGAAUACCGUCUUAGGUCAAUGUAGUUUAGUUCGUCAAACAUCAUCAUCUGAAGAUAAAGGUUCACAAACUAUGACGACCUUUAAUCAUUCUCAUUUUUCUGAAAAGCCGCCGAAACAUCAUUCAACCGCAUUGAAUGAACCCAGUGCCGCUGCUUUAUGUGGCGAGUCACUAGUCUCACAAUCAACAUUCAAUUAUAAUAACACUAACUCUACUACUAAUACUUCUAAUCCAGAUGAUACAACUAGUGUACUUCGUAAAGUUCUACUACAAAAUUUAAUAAAAAAUCCAAAAACUUUCCAAGGUGGCAAAGAUGAUGCUAUGAAAUGGUUAGAAGACACUGAACAAUUAUUUGAUGUAGCGCAUAUUCCUGAUAUUAAUAAAUUGGAUUUAAUAUCCUAUUCACUUCGAGGUGAAGCACUUCGAUGGUACACAAAUAAUAAAAAUACAUUAAUUUCAUGGGAAAUAUUCGUAUCUGAACUUAAAAAGGCAUUUACUUCAUCUUAUCAUGAAGAAUUAGCAUUUAAAAAAUUGGAAGCUUAUACCCAAGGAGAAAAUCAAUCGAUCCGUAAUUAUUACAACGAAGCUAUUAAACUUUGUAAAGAAGCUGAUCCCGCUAUGAGCGAAUCUGCCAAAUUACGAUAUCUUCUCAAUAAAACAAAACCAACAAUUCAAUUUGAAGUUCGUAGAAAGAAACCUACAACUACAAAAGAAUUUCUCGAAUAUGCGAAAGAAAUUGAAGAUCUUUAUCAACUAUCUAAUAUCAAUAUUAAUACAAAUAUAAAUAUCAAUACUAAUACUAAUACUACAUCACCCACAUUACCAUUUACAUCACCUCCAUCUAUGAUUCACAAUUCCUCCAAUUCUUUUUCUACGAUGUCACGACCCCAAAAUUGGAAGCAAUUUGAUAAUACUUAUCCUACUAAUUAUAAUAAAAAUAAUUUUCGUAAAUCAUAUCCAUUACUUUCAUAUAAUUCAUCAUUUCAACCUCGUCAAUCAACAUUUUCAUCAACGAAAUCACUUAUACCAUCGCGAUAUUCACCCAAUAUCCCUUCACAACGAUUUCGUUUUAAUCACCAAAGAUCAUCAAAUGCUUAUAAUACAAAUAAUAACAAACAACCAAAUACUCAACAACGUCCAAAGACAUUUUCUCGUAACAAUCCACGACAAAAUAAUGUUAGUAGUUUACUCCCGUUAGAUGAUUUAAUACAACCUACUUCAAGACAAUCAUCUACACCUACUGAUUCUUGUACUCAAUGUAAUCAAUUUGGGCAUCCGGCUAUUGCCUGUCCAAAUUUCUAG
Messenger RNA from Rotaria sordida, 1956 nucleotides. NCBI's taxonomy places the organism in Eukaryota, Metazoa, Rotifera, Eurotatoria, Philodinida, Philodinidae. The record is from the annotation of a GenBank genome assembly.